AUGUAUCCUGAUGAUUACCACGAACUCCAUACUUUAAAGGAGAGUGCCUCCGGGCAGCCAGAAAGCCGGCACGGGGCCACGCCCUUCCUCACGUCUCUCGCCGGUCCGACGGACUCGCCCCUCUCGAACACGGCGGUGUGCGGGCAGACGAGAGGGCAACGUCGCCCGCGACAAAGAUGGCUGCGGCAGUUGUCGGUCCUAGGCUCCCUACUUCGACGUGAGUCCCCACGUCAGCACCCCGCGUCUGACAAGGACAGGCGAAAGAGGACUGCUGUACACAUGAGCCUGCUCGGACCGCGCGGAGGGAGGAAAAUGGUUGAGAAACAAGAGGGUUUAAGCAUAGCUCAGCAGGUAGAGAGCCUGGAAGACAAAUUAACGCUUUGCAGGCAAGCCUUGGAAGAGGUGGAUUUUAAGCUACGCAGAGAAGAACUAACAUCUGCACGAAGAGAGUCACUGGAGAAAGAGAAAAAUCUGCUAGAAACCAAAGCUGAAAUUUAUGAGAAAGAGCUCAAAAUGCUUCGUCAUGAGAAUCGGAAGACUGUAGCACUCUCAGCAGCCAUCAUACUGCUAGUGUUUAUUAUUUAUACCUGCUGGACAAUGUAACAAUUGGGAGCUGAAAUCUAAUGACUUGACGGUGAUGAUUCUACCUCCCAUCUCUGAUUGUGUCAAGGGUGAGAUCAGCUUUUCAUACCAAUGUGCUCUGUAACUUUCAGACCAUCUUAGGGUAGUCCUCACAAAGAACAUUUGAGGAAAAUUAACAGAUGAGAAGAGGUUGGCUUAGUUGGAUCUUCCAGCUGACGGCUAGGGAAUGGGAUUUUGAAGACAGGUAGUUGCACCCUAAUUAUGGAAUAGUUUUCACAGAGAAACUCAGCUGGAGCCACUGUACUUUUUUUUUUUUUUUUAAUGGUAGGCAAUAUACAGUAUAUCUUUAUAGAGGCUUCUAAAACAACUUCUUGUCUGUGUCUUUCAUUAAGUCCUUUUAAUCAUUUUAAAAAUAUUUUCAGGUCAUGGAUCUUUUUAACGCCAUUGUGUUUUGUGAGCCAGUUGACUACUUUUUGGAACUGUAUUAAUAAAUAGCAUGUAUUCUAAGGGAAAAAAAUAUUGUAUGGUUUUGCCUUCUUUAAAGAAACCACCUAUCUAGGUGAUGAUUAUUAAUAUUAUUUGCAUUUU
Python bivittatus (Burmese python) is the source of this 1170-nucleotide messenger RNA. It is a transcript of the gene CCDC167, whose product is annotated as coiled-coil domain containing 167. The record is from RefSeq and is a predicted model, not a curated record. NCBI's taxonomy places the organism in Eukaryota, Metazoa, Chordata, Lepidosauria, Squamata, Pythonidae.